AUGGCAGAUUUCGACGACGCCAGCCAGAAAUUUCUGGCAUGGCUCCAGCAAUCAGGAGCAGAGAUUAGCCCCAAGAUCAAACUCGAAGAUUUGCGCCAUGCGCAGGCUGGGAGAGGCGUUAUCGCAACCCAAGACAUCGCCGAGCAUGAGGUCCUCUUCCGCAUCCCCCGCUCCGCCAUUCUCAGCGUCGAGAACUCAGUCCUCUCCAAUGAGAUCCCCGCCGCCACAUUCGAAAUGCUCGGUCCAUGGCUGUCACUCAUCCUCGUAAUGCUCUACGAGUAUCUCAACGGCGACGUCUCAAACUGGGCUCCAUACUUCUCCGUCCUACCCUCCGAGUUUAACACCCUCAUGUUCUGGUCUGACGACGAGCUGGCCGAACUGCAAGCCAGCGCAGUAGUACACAAGAUCGGCAAAGAGAGCGCCAAUGAGAUGUUCUUGGAGCAGCUACUCCCUGUGAUCAAAGAGUUUGCGGAGACAUUCUUCGCGGGAGAUGAGCGUGCAAAGCAGAGGGCAGAAGAGAUGCGGGAUGAGCGCAAUGUCAAGCUCAUGCAUCAAAUGGGCUCGCUGAUCAUGGCCUAUGCAUUCGACGUCGAGCCCGCUGUCACAAAGAAAGACGUCGACGAGGAGGGUUUUGCGGAGGAGGACGAAGACGAGGCGUUGCCAAAGGGUAUGGUUCCCUUAGCGGAUAUGUUGAAUGCGGACGCCGACCGUAACAACGCGCGCCUCUUCUACGAAGCUCAGUACCUCGAUAUGAAGGCCUUGAAGCCCAUUCGCGCCGGCGAGGAGAUCUUCAAUGAUUACGGCCCGCUUCCACGCUCCGACCUCUUGCGACGCUACGGAUACAUUACCGACAACUACACGCAAUACGACGUUGCAGAAAUUCCUAUGGACCUCGUUACCGACCUUGCGACAACAGCAGGUAUACUCUCUGAAUCACGUCUCGAAUACCUUGACGAACACGAAAUUCUUGACUCGGGCUACGACAUCACAGCCAGCAGCCCUUUUACCCUGCAAGAAAGCCUCUCUCCCGAGCUUAUUAUCCUCGUCGAAACACUCUUGCUCUCCGACGAAGAAUUCGACCGUCUGAAGGGUAAGGGCAAGCUUCCCAAGCCAGAAAGGAUGACCAGCAAAGGCACCGAGUUCGUGCACAAGAUAGUGCAAACUCGAAUCGCGCAGUAUGCAACCACAUUAGAUGAAGACGUCCAUACGUCCAAAGACGAAGUACCAACAUUAGGCGAAUACAGUUCGUCAGCGCGACGUCACGCUAUGGCAAAAGCGGUGCGCGUUGGAGAGAAGACCCUAUUGGGACACGCUGAAGAAUUGCUGGCAGAGAUGGUGACGAGAGAUGGAGGCGGGUCUAAGAGGCAAAGAGAGGUGGACGAAGACGGGGAUGUGGAGAUGGGUGGGACAGGGAAGAAGCAAAGAGCGUGA
Molecule: messenger RNA, 1431 nt
Organism: Dothidotthia symphoricarpi CBS 119687
Lineage: Eukaryota; Fungi; Ascomycota; Dothideomycetes; Pleosporales; Dothidotthiaceae
Product: SET domain-containing protein
Exons: 2
Coding region: 1-1431 (476 amino acids)
Biological process (GO): peptidyl-lysine monomethylation
Cellular component (GO): nucleus
Molecular function (GO): protein-lysine N-methyltransferase activity; protein binding
Source: RefSeq, a predicted model, not a curated record